GGUUCCAGGAACUAAACAUGGCUACCAGCUUGGGCAGUUUACGAAGUGGUGGUGUUACUAGUGUACAAUCUUUACAAUCUAGUACAACUUCUGCAACAUCAUCUGCAACGGCGACAUCUUUAGGUGGAAUACAAAGUGGAAACGGAAAUGAGAAGAAAAAUGUUAAAGAUAAACAGUUGCCUGAUGGGUUAAAUAAUCUGGUUAAUCAAUUAAAAGAUUAUAUUAAAAAACAAAAGAGUAUAAAAGAUGAAAUUGAACGGCAGUCCAUUAAAUCAUUUAAGAAAGUCAGUGAUGAAACCAGCAAGUUAAGAAAGGAUGUAUCUUGGGUCUCAAGCAGUAUUCAGAAGGAUGCUAGUGCUGUUGAAAGUCUGAAAAGUGAACUAAGUCAGGAAUUAAUAAAUGCAGAAGUUGCACAACAGACUAGCAACACUCCUUUGGCGUUCCAACACGAGAACAUGGCCCCCCGGGAGUACUACCAGAGAUUGAUUGAAUCAUUUGAAGAAAGAAUGUUUUCAUAUCGAAGACAAGUUGAAGAAGUUGAGAGUCAUUUAGCUUCACUUCAAAAACCACAAAGCGUUUCACCACAAGAAAUUUCUAUUGUCAUGAAGAAACUCCAUGAAACUUUCAUAACUUUGGCAGCCAGAAUGCACGAGACUCAUGAAGCUGUGAAGCUGGAAAAAGAGCGCUACCUAGCUUACCGUGAGAGGGUAUUUGGUGACAGAACAAACGUCUUUGAGAAAAGAAGAAAUGUACCUGAUGAAAGACAAUAUACUUCGGUGGAUCUACCAAGAACAACUCUUGGGCCUUCACCAUUUAAUCUUCACAACAAUGUAAAUCGGUCGUUGUUUAAUCCUGUUGCAACACUUCAAGGUGGUGUUAGAAUGCCUGCCACGGGCGUGGCUGCUGGAUUUGGUUCUGCAUUUGGUAAUACAUCAUCCCUGGCAGCAAAUUCUGCUGCAGUUGGUGGCUUUACUCCAUUUGGUGGUUCAACACUUAGCCAAACUCCGUUUGGUACUUCAACUGGUCUUGGCACUUCCUCCGGCUUUGGACUCACCAAUUCUGCUCUAGGAAAGAGUAUUGGUUCAAGUGGUUUUGGGGGCUUGGGAAAUGGUAGUUUUGGGACUACAUUUGGUGGCUCAACGAGUUCAUUACAACUUCAGAAACCACCAGCUGGGGGUAAACGAGGGAAGAAUGAGGCAAAGUGAAACAAAGAAUAUGUACAGGUAGUUGGUGUGGAAAGAGGACAUGUUUUGCUUGGGUCAUAGACGAAAAGCUAUUUUCUUUCCUUGCCUAUUUUCAAUAGGUCAGAUAACAGAUUUAAGAGUGGCACAAUUUUAGGAAUUUUGAAGUCAAAACAAUUAAACGGUUGACAAUUACUGAAAUGUGUGGUACACUACUCCAUACUAGUCCAUACUACUUUUAACUACUAGCGUGUUAAAGGGAAACACGUUUGUAUUGACGAUGGUUUAUUUAAAAAACAAAUUCUCACUUAUUGUACAUGACAUUUGUACUGUAUCAGUGUAUGGUUACACAUGUGCCAAACUACGUGCCCGUACUUGAGCAAAAUAUUUCGUCAAAACCGAAGCCGGAGGCUAAUAGCCUUCGUCAGCAUACAACCUACAUCGUGUGGUAAAGAUCCUUAGUUCUAAACAUUGAAAAGAUGUUGUCCAUCUCAGGAAGUCGUUGUACCACAUUUAUUCAAUAUAUUUGGAAUCUAAGAUGAAAUGUUGUUUGUUGAAAUGUAUGAUGUUUUAUGGAGUCGCGAGCUUGAACUUUUAAAUUCACUCUCAACUUGACACCUUUGGCUUUGUCAUUUGAUGGCUGAAGUCGCCAUAAUUUUUCCUUAUCUGGGUUUUUAAGUCUGUAAAUAGACGAAAGAACCUGUAGCACAUGGUUGCAUCUGGAAAUUUGCAAUGAUAAUACUAACUGAGCCGACGAAAUAGUAAAAAAUGUUUAAAACAGAAUUGGUCAGAUCAUAUAUAUUAAAUGUUGAUGUUAGAUUUAUAGCCUCGACACAUGGCCUCUACUGGCUCAGCGGCUCCGGGAACGAUUUCGUGUGAAAUAUUUUUUAUACUGUAUUCUAGACAAUUCUAAUUUGUCUGAAAGCUGUGGCCUGUGUUGAUUUCCUUCCAUUCACACUUGAGAGUUGGUAACUCAUUUUGGGGCUAUUCUUAUGUAGACAUGAAUCAAUUAGAUAUUUUAAUUUACAAAUAUCUCAUUCAUGCAUGUUGGACGUUCUAGUUGUUCCAUGCAGUUAGUAAGGAAUAUAUUUAUCGGUGAAAACGCAAACCGUCUCAUGAAAAUUGUAGAAAAAUA
This is a messenger RNA of Dendronephthya gigantea, 2316 nucleotides long. Its product is annotated as nucleoporin p58/p45-like. The record is from RefSeq and is a predicted model, not a curated record. The transcript has 8 exons. Gene Ontology annotation, cellular component: nuclear pore. Bases 18 to 1205 code for a protein of 395 amino acids. NCBI's taxonomy places the organism in Eukaryota, Metazoa, Cnidaria, Anthozoa, Malacalcyonacea, Nephtheidae. Gene Ontology annotation, molecular function: structural constituent of nuclear pore. Gene Ontology annotation, biological process: nucleocytoplasmic transport.